Molecule: messenger RNA, 654 nt
Organism: Ambispora gerdemannii
Lineage: Eukaryota; Fungi; Glomeromycota; Glomeromycetes; Archaeosporales; Ambisporaceae
Source: the annotation of a GenBank genome assembly
AUGUCAACUCUAUUAAUAAACUCUUCUUGCGAAGAAGUCUUUGGUGGUAGUAGUAGUAACUCAGUCUCGCAGUUAGUCAAUGUCCAUUUUAGCAAUAGAAACAUAUCUUCUUCACUCUCCAACAACAGAGAGCACCAGGAAGAUAUCAAAUUCCGAAUAAAACAUCAAGAACAUUUUUCUGCUGCUGCUUGGGAGUCCUUUUCCAAAAAGUGGGAUAACGAUAAUAAUAUUAAUGUUAAUAUUUCAGAUGAAGAAUAUCGACAAGAAUGGGGUGAUGAACAUUUGACAGAUGUAUUUAUAAAGAAUCACGGUCUGCAUCAAUUCUUUUAUGAUUUUUCAACUUCAUUCCAUGGUCAGGAUAGUGGUAUUAAUGGAGUUAAUCGAAACACAUCAUCAUAUCAAAAUGGGAGUGGCAAUUUAGUCGAGGAAUUUCAACAAUUUAAUAUAAUGAAUGACGUCUAUCACUCUUCUGAUUAUACCGCCGCAGCGACAACCACCACAUUUCAAACCAACCACAAUGAUCUUCACCAAGCAUGUAUUUAUCUACUGGACCAUCUUAUUUCACUAGUAUCACAAUCAAGCACACAUCAAAGCACGCGUAGACCGUGUCCUGAAGCUGAAUGGGACUGGCAAAACAACGGCUGGAAUUGUUGA